Messenger RNA from Drepanopeziza brunnea f. sp. 'multigermtubi' MB_m1, 1758 nucleotides. Lineage: Eukaryota; Fungi; Ascomycota; Leotiomycetes; Helotiales; Drepanopezizaceae. The record is from RefSeq and is a predicted model, not a curated record.
AUGGCGGUUCGAAGACAGGUGAGGGCGACUGGGAGUCUAGGGGAGAAUUCUCCUUUGCUGGGCGAGCAGACCAGGAGCCCGGAUAGAGACGAUGGCAGUUCAGAAACCGUGACAGAGGCUCAGCGGAGGGCGAGUGAGGAAGAGCUCGAGGAUUCUGACAAGGCAAACCAACACUUUGGGAGGCUACGCGCUGUGUUGAUCAUGUUCAGCCUGUGGGGGUUGAUUUUCUUGCAAGCUUCGAAUAUGUCUGGCAUCACGACAACACAAUCGAGAAUUGCCGAAGAUCUAGAUGCUUUUGCUGAAGCCAGCUGGUUCACAUCUACCUAUCUCAUUGCCAUGUCGAGCUGCUCCCCUCUCGCUGCAAAGCUGGCCGAGAUAUUUUCCCCUAGGAACUGUGUGUUCGCGGCCUCAAUUCUCUUCGCGGUUGGUGACGUGAUCACGUCCCAAGCCCACACGUUACUCGUUUUCCUCCUCGGUAGAGCCAUCCAAGGCAUCGCUAGUGCGGGGAUCAUGACCACUUCUUACAUCCUGGUGCUGGAACUCUCGGGGAAGAAGAAACGAGGUCUAUUCAUCGGAUUGGUCAAUACUGGCUUCACCACCGGUGUGUCUUUUGGAGCUGUGAUUGCUGGUGCUUUACUUCCUAGGUUUCUAUUCUGGAUCCAAAGCCCCCUUGCGAUUGCCUUUGGCACUGGGAUAUACUUCAGUAUCCCGGGUACUUUCACUUCUGGGCAUCAAGAGGAUGAGGAGGUAUCAGCAUUUCGAAAACUUGGCCAGGUUGACUAUCUCGGUGCAACAACUCUUACUACCACACUUUGCCUCUUCCUCUACGGUCUAUCCUCGCCAGUCAUUGUCUGGACCCCCAUAGCCGCUUCCGUCCUUCUACUCGUUGCAUUUGUCCUCUUUGAAUUGUACCUAGUUUCAGAGCCCAUCAUCCCCGUGACGGUUCUCAAGUCUCGUGGCGCACUCCUUUCGUGCGUUGCCCAGCUUGGCAUCAUGGCCGCCCGCUGGAUGGUCUUAUUCUACACCCCAGCCUAUGCUAUCGCCGUACGAGGCUGGUCUCCCGCAUCCGCUGGAUCCAUUCUCAUUCCUACCAACCUAGGAUUCGCCAUCGGCGGGAUCUGUGCCGGUGGGCUGCACAUAAGACGAGCUGGCAGCUUCUGGCUGCCAAGCCUCGUCUCCUAUCUCCUUUUCUCAUGCACUCUCGCAACCCUCUCUCAGAUCACCAACCCGGGCACUCCGACUGCGCUCUUUGUCCUCAACGUCUUUGCGAACGGCCUCUGCACCGGUGCAGCUCUCAACUACACUCUCGCACACCUCCUGCACCUGACCCCACCCUCCACGCACUUCAUCUCCACCUCCCUCAUCACCACUUUCCGCGGCUUUGCAGGCUCCUUCGGCUCCGCCAUCGGCGGCGGUCUCUUCGUCCGCGUUCUCAAAUCCAAACUGGAGACUGGCUUUGCGGAGCACGGCGGGCUGGAAGGUAAAGAGGACCUGGUGAGACGGCUGCUCGGUAGCCCGGCUUUGGUACAGGCAUUGACGGGCUUGGAUCAGAGGGUUGCCGUUGCGGGCUACGUCGGGGCUCUGAGGAACCUGUUCGUGGCUGGCGCGGGACUGGCGCUGGCUAUGGUUCUCGUGCAGGCUGCUACGGGGUGGGAGGGCCCUGGAAGUGUGGGGAAGGCUGGAGGGGCGGAAGAGGCAGGCCAGGUCAUUGGGGUUGUGGACGAGGAGUGGGAGGAGAGGAUGGAGCAGGGUGUUUGA